Messenger RNA from Trematomus bernacchii (emerald rockcod), 5497 nucleotides. It is a transcript of the gene epb41a, whose product is annotated as erythrocyte membrane protein band 4.1a. Gene Ontology annotation, cellular component: plasma membrane; cytoskeleton. The record is from RefSeq and is a predicted model, not a curated record. Bases 163 to 2751 code for a protein of 862 amino acids. The transcript is spliced from 21 exons. Lineage: Eukaryota; Metazoa; Chordata; Actinopteri; Perciformes; Nototheniidae. Gene Ontology annotation, biological process: cortical actin cytoskeleton organization. Gene Ontology annotation, molecular function: actin binding; structural molecule activity.
CUCGCUCGCUUCUGGAACCUACACAUUGUUAAAGCCGCUGGAUAACGCUCAUGAAUCACCACUUUGUUUAUCUGGAGCUCGUAAGGAAUAGAUCCCGCUGAGCGUCUUCAUCCCUCCACAGCAUCUCUUUCUUCCGCAGCACCUGAACACAGCGCUGUUGCCAUGACAACAGACGAGGCAGAGAGUCACCAGAAGAAGCCGAGGCAACAGGAGGAAGCCGGGCAGGAAGCAGGGUCUCCCCCCCCGGAGGAGGAGCAGCUCCGGCCUCGCAACCGCAACUCUGCCGGCCGCGGCCUCUCCCGCCUCUUCUCCUCCAUCCUGAAGAGGCGCUCGCAGUGUGACAGUGAGGCGGGAGAGAAGGAGGACAAGGAGGAGAAGGAAGCCAAAGCCCCCAUCGCUGACCCCGAGCCUGAGCUGAGGACGGAGGGGGAGGGGGCCCCGGACCGCCACUCCAUGAGCAGCGCCGAUGCUCAGGCUGCGCAGGUAGAGAAGAAAGAGGCCGAGGAGGAAGAGGGUGGAAAGGACAAAGAGAACAACAAGGAGAAAGAAGAGGAGGCUGCGCUGGAGAAGGAGGAGAAGGAGAAGACGGAGGAGAAGGUGGAGGAGAAGGAGGAGCAGGAGCGUGGGCCUGAAGGAGGCAGUAAGAAAGACGAGGAGGAGAAGACCGCCGAAGAGCAUGCCGAAGCUGCCAAAGCUCCUCACAGACCCAGGACCAUGCAGAUCAAAGUCAACCUGCUGGACGACGCUCUGUACGAGUGUGAGCUGGACAAACAUGCAAAAGGCCAGGAGCUGUUCAUGAAGGUGUGCGACAACCUCAACCUGCUGGAGAAAGACUACUAUGGACUGGUGGUGUCUGAGACGGCCACAACCAGGACCUGGAUGGAUCUUACCAAGGAGAUCCGCCGGCAGGUACCGGGUGCCACCUAUAAUUUCAACUUCAAUGUGAAAUUCUAUCCACCGGACCCAGCCCAGCUAUCUGAAGACAUAACAAGGUACUACCUGUGUCUCCAGCUGAGGAAGGACAUCCUGCAGGGACGCCUGCCCUGCUCCUUCGUCACGCUGUCCCUGCUGGGAUCCUACGCCCUGCAGUCGGAGCUGGGCGAGUUUGACCCCGAGGUGCACCCCCCCAACUACGCCAAGGAGUUGAAGAUGGCCCAGGGUCAGACCAAGGAGCUGGAGGACAAGAUGAUGGAGCUGCACCGCACAUAUAGGUCGAUGAGUCCGGCCCAGGCAGACCUGAUGUUCCUGGAGAACGCCAAGAAGCUGUCCAUGUACGGAGUGGACCUCCACCAGGCCAAGGAUCUGGAUGGGGUUGACAUCAUGCUGGGGGUCUGCUCCAGUGGUCUGAUGGUCUACAAAGACAAGCUGAGGAUCAACCGGUUCCCCUGGCCCAAAGUCCUCAAGGUGUCCUACAAACGCAGCAGCUUCUUCAUAAAAAUUAGACCAUCCGAGGUGGAGCAGUAUGAGAGUGCGAUUGGGUUCAAACUGCCCACUUACAAGGCAGCCAAGAAGCUGUGGAAAGUGUGUGUGGAACAUCACACCUUCUUCAGGCUGACCUCCUCGGAGAUGGUCACCACGCCCAGGAAGUUCCUGGCGUUGGGCUCCAAGUUCCGGUACAGCGGGCGCACGCAGGCCCAGACCCGCCAGGCCAGCUCCCUGAUCGACAGACCGGCCCCCAUGUUCCAGCGCUCCUCCAGCAAGAGGAACUCACGCAGCCUGGACGGAGCCAUGGCCUCCACUCCCGACAAUAAGUCCUCUCGCCCGGUCAGCGCCCCCGUCAUGUCCCCGGUGUCUCCGGGGGAUGCCACUUCCUCUCCGAUGCUGCCCCCCCUGCUGCGCUCCGACCACCGUGACGGCUCUACACUUAAAGGCCACCGCUCUGCACACAGGAAGGCGGAGGGGAAGGGGGAGAGUCAGCAUGCGGAGCACACCAAGAGCCACAGACCAGAGUCCACUCCAGAGAUCAAGACAUUCUCCAGGAGAGAGUGGAGGCACUCCCCCUCUGUGACCAACGCCAAUGGGGACAGAGAGAAAAAGAGCCAGCACUCUCCUAAGGACAAAGCAAAGACGGAGGUGGUGCGAGUGAGGAAGAAAAGAGCUAAGAAACUUGAGGGUGAAACUCUUUAUAUCAGACAUAGCAAUUUAAUGUUGGAGGACCUGGAUAAGACCCAGACUGGGAUCAUGCGUCACCACACGAGCAUCAGUGAGCUGAAGAGGAGCUUCAUGGAGUCGGUGCCAGAGCCUCGGCCCAGUGAGUGGGACAAACGUCUGUCCACCAACUCGCCUUUCCGCACAGUGAGCAUCAACGGCCAGCUGCAGCCAGCGUCUCCUGUGCUAAAGACCCAGACAAUCACCAUCUCAGACGUCACCAACUCCCUGAGAGGAACUGUGACCUACACGGACAUGCCCUUAGUUCACACUGAGACCAAGACCAUCACAUACGAGUCAGCACAGGUGUCUCUCCCACAGCCAGUGGACUGCCCGGCAGAGAGGGACUCAGGAGUGCUGCUGAGUGCCCAGACCAUCACCUCAGAGACCGUCAGCACCACCACCACCACCCAGAUCACCAAGACGGUGAAAGGAGGGAUCUCUGAGACUCGCAUUGAGAAGAGAAUAGUCAUCACUGGAGACACUGAAAUUGAUCAUGACAAGGCUCUGGCUCAGGCCAUAAAGGAGGCUAAAGAGCAGCACCCAGACAUGUCUGUUACCAAAGUGGUAGUUCACCAGGAGACAGAGAUCAGCCCGGAGUAAGACAAACUCAUCCUUUGGAAGUUCUCUCAGCUGCCCCUUCUCCCCCCCUUACUUGUGUCUCCAUCACACCAUUUUAGUGCUGCACCACUGGCCGUCACACCCAACUGCACUGCCUUUCCACCUGAACCCCAAGACCCCAUCAGAGGGAACCAGUUUCCUAUUUGAACUAUGAACUUUAACCUCCAUGAGUAUGGCUUGAAGGAUACCGAGUCGCCAGAAUAUCCCCAAGAACCUCCCAGUAUUCCCCACAAUCCUAUCUUGUUCCACUAAAAAUCAACCUCUGGACUUAUGAAAAAGAAAAUAACUUUUUUAAAAGAGAAAAAAUUAAAUUAAGUACAACAUUCGUGGAUUCUAUCCUCUCCAAUUUGUCUGGAGGAAAGUUUUCAAGGGCAUUUGGUCUUUUAAUCUUGAGAUUACUGGUACUUUAUUUUUCUACAGCUUUUCUUACCAUCAGAAUUGGUUAUCAAUAACUUCGAGGUCAAGUGUUUUUUAACAUAGUGUCCCCAACAGCAUCGACAAAGGGAUUGUGGGUGAUUUUUCUCGGAAUGUACUCGUUGGGACUCAAGGGUUCCUCGUAAAUGUUGGCCUGAGUUUGGUGUCAUUUCCUGUGCAGUAAAUAUCUUAUUUUCCCUCUCAAUGUGAACAAAUAUUUUUUCAAUUUCUGUAAAAAUAAAAAAAAGGAUUAAUUUAUCAAACCACGGGGGCAAUUCCUCCUUUCACUUUAUUUAAAGUCGAUGAUUUGUUGGGUGGUCUUUUCACGUUUUUAUUGUUUUAGUUGUUCUUGUUGUGGUCAUAGUGCUUGUGUCACUAGAGCGGGUCUAUAUCAGGACCGAGGAGACAGAGUACUGAAAUUACCUUUACUUUAUUUAUUCCCGCCUCUCUUCUCUUUUUGUGUUUUAGAUCUACUCAAUGCAGUUGUAUGUAACGUCAUGGUUUUGUAUUUAUAGCAUUUCAGUCACCACAUUAAUUAUUAGUCAUUUCUACUGAGCAUGACAUCAGCAUAUUUCUGCAUAUGUUUCACAUUUCUACUUUUCUACCAAAUGGGCAGUGUGUAGUCAUCCAGAGAGGGAAGUCAAAUGGAUGCAAACAUGGCAGAGGGUAAUUACAGUUUACCGUCCGCUUGAUUGGUUAAAAGCCGUUGAAAAGUGAAGAGACGAGCACUCUGGAUGAUAUUUCCCUCAUUGAAAAUUUGAUUUGAUCGUCUCGCUCUUUUCAAUCAUCUCUUUAACGCCUAUUAUUUAAUUAAAACCUCAUUAAGGCAAUACUCCAAUUAUUGCAUCUAUCACAUCAAUGCAUUAUGGAGGGUUGAUGUGCUUAAUUGCACUCAUUAAUUACACCAGUUACAGACAGCAAGUUUGAAAGGAUAAUUCCAGUCAAGUUGCAGUUUAUUUAAAUGAUUUUCAGUUAUGAAAACAUUAGACUCAUUUCCAUAUUUUAGGAGUUUGUGGAACCCGAUCCUGGUCUGUGUUAGGAAUGUUCAACAGCUUAAAAUGAUGACUAAAACAUAGUUUUCAACAUCAUCUUGGUUGACUUUUCAAAUCUGUCCAGGGACUACAGAUGAAAAAUAGCCUCUUGGCUAACUCUGGCACAUUUACAGAAAUGUUCAUUAAUGUGCACUGUCCCUGUUAAAUAAAUGAAUGAAUAAAUAAAUAAAAUAAAUAAAUCUUCAAUAACCCAUGAUAUACAUCAGCCACUAUGGUUAGAGAGGGCUUUUUUAUUUUGUUGCAUAUGUUGCUCUAAAAAUGACCAUAGUGGAUUUGACUCACUCAAGUUAAAUCUGCUGUCCACUAACUCACAGUGCUGUAUGAUAUCAAAGUACAUUUAACUCAGGAAGUUCAUACAGUCAUCAGAAUAGCCAUUGAGGAUAGUCAAAAAAGAUUUGGGGGAAAAUUGAAAAGAUUCAAGGUUAAAACUAGGUAACAAAAUGUAAGUGUCAAUGUUAAAAACAUGAUUUUCCAGUGAGAGAGGGUUUAGUCAGUCUUUUAGAGAGCUGCAAGAUCUGUCUUUCAACAGAUACCUUUGUACAUGAACAAAAAAGUUAAAAUUCACACAUAUAACAUACGUAAUUGUCUUUCAAUAGAGUCAGAGAUAUUGCGAUAAGAGAUAAGCAUGUGAGAUGUAAAAUAAUGUAUCAUCUGCAUACAAAAAUCAAUGUGGAUGGCAGAGAGGAUAUUUUCUUUUCUUCCUGAGAGGUUGUUAAAAAUCUUGAAACAGACUUUUCUUUUGAACCUUAAAUAUGUUGUUCUAUUCGACUCACUAUGAGAAUCAGUGUCAAAUGUUAAAUAGAAAUGUGAAGCUCAAUGUUGGAAACAUUGUAACAGGACUGUAUAUUUUUUUACAACCAAUGUAGCCGGUAACCCAUCAUAAUCUAUCAAACUAUUACUUUUACCUUGUUAGUGUAUAUCUUGGCAUAUUGAUUUAUGGAAGCACGCUGUAACAUAACUGUGUUUAUAUGAAAACAAUUCAUAUAGUUCCCCUCCUUCUUACUACACACUGCCUAUUCAGUUUGGACAAAUAUUUAAUAUGACACAUGUAUUUUAUAUUUUGUCAAUUUUUAAACAUGAUGCUUUUUAAGAAUUCUGUACAGCUGACAUGUUGUAGUUGUUUCACUGUGCUGUCCUAUCGAUCAUGGCACUCUCUUUUUCUCUUAGGAAACUAACAAGCCAACAUUUCUAUGUUCUUUCUUAACUGUGAUCCCUUCACAGGAAGACGUAAUAAAGAGCAACGUGCACAGAAUAAACACAAA